Messenger RNA from Sabethes cyaneus, 1357 nucleotides. Its product is annotated as protein C3orf33 homolog. Lineage: Eukaryota; Metazoa; Arthropoda; Insecta; Diptera; Culicidae. Bases 349 to 1113 code for a protein of 254 amino acids. The record is from RefSeq and is a predicted model, not a curated record. The transcript has 6 exons.
AUUCUUUGGGUACAGGCAUGUUGAGUUUAGACUCUAUUCAUCAUCUUUUAUCACAGAUUUUAUUUAUAGUGCCGUAUAGUUCCACCGCUUUUAUGUGGUCUUCAAAAAUCGUGGACAGUGCUCAACGUCGCGGUUGCAGCAAAACAACAUAAAUACAGAAUCGAGUUUUCUGCGUAACUGCUGUUAUCGGUAUCAAUAUUGGAUUAAAAGCACUAAAACAAUCGUCGAGUCAAAGUUAUAUGACCUUGAAGACUAGCGCCAGUACUGUCUACUGUGUCUUGUAACACGUAACACAUAUAAAUAACAAAGUAACAGAAAGGGAAAGCGACUUCGCUGCUCGUUGUUAAAAUGGCUGUGGAGAGCCCAGUAGUGGACAGCUACUUUCAGCAGUUUUGCGAUUACAUGAAGCGUGAUACAAGAGGAGUAGAGAUCGCAACCUAUACCAUCUCUGGAGUUUUAUUCGCUGUUGCCUAUAACAAGAUCAGACCGCUCACCCGAUUCGGCAAACCGUCGGACAUCCCGAAGCACUUCAUUCGCGAGCAAAUCCCACAGUACGGUCGCGUUCAGAAGAUUGAACCAACAAUUCAGUCCGGUCCGUUGCUGAUCGUAAAACAUCGACCACCGUUAAAUUUGUUCUUUUGGUCUAGCAAAACGUUGCCCGUUCGGGUGGCUGGUAUCGACAUCAACGCAAACGGUUACUCGUGGCUACAGUCGGUGGUAGUUGACCGUAAGGUCACAUUCCUCCCUAUUCAGGCCAGCAGUAGCAAGGAGUUUGCCGAGUGCAGCGUUUACUUUCAGGAACUGUCGAGCGAUAGGAAAUGGCACCGCAAGGUAGAUGUGGCGCAGGCUUUGCUCAAUCUCGGUUUCGCGAAGCUAACCGUUCCGGUACCGAGAGGAAAAAUUGACAGCAAAGAUGUAUUCGAGCGAAAGAUUCAGGCCUACUUUCGUACGUUGGCUAGAAGCGAAAACACUGCCAAAGAACGCCGUAUCGGACUGUGGCAGCAGACGCUUCCGCCUAAGCUGUGGCCGGUAAAACUUUGGCAAAACGCCUUAGACGGUUUGGCAUUGCGCAUCAUGCCAAAGACGCAUCGUUUGCCCGAGUUGGUCCGGUAGUUUCACACCGUCGGUUUGGUACGGAUAAAAAACACAGUAAGUCAACUCUAUCGCACAAUGACAGCAGAUUUAUACAUAAAUAGUAUUUUCAACUGCGGCACUGUUGAAGAAAUGUUGCUUUUUGAAAGCGACACUCGAAACCUUUUAGUCUAUCCAAUAUUCGAUUGGGUCGUUUUAAGCUUGUUAAGAUGUAUAACUUUUAUAGAAAUGUUCGCCUUGAGCCAAGAAUUGCGGUUGUUUCCGA